GUAAGUUCAUGAGAGUUGCAGUUUAUCAUCGCUGUAUUGAGCUGUUAAAGAGAGGAUCUCCCUGAGUUUGCUCUGCAGCAGCAUUUGACCUCAGGUCAGUUUGUCACAAUGAGGCUUCUAAUCUCACUGUGUUUUUCCCUGCUUCUGCUGGUUAAUUGUGAUGGUGAAAUGGUCAGUGAACAAAUAUCAGUACCUACAACUUUCAGCUCUGAUCCAUGCUAUAAUUAUAGCAUUCUUGAUGACUACUGGAGAGAUAUACGGCGAAACCCACAUCAUUACUAUGGACAUGAUGACACCCUUGUUGAAUGGAGUGGCUGGUAUCGGCUGUAUUUGAAUGGAGAAAGUGCCCAGAUGUCUGAGUGGUGUGUGAGUUAUAUGGGAUGUGGUGGUGAAACUGGAAUGUAUCUCAAUGGUUCUCAUCCAACACUUGAGGAUGGAGCAGUGACCCGUGAAGUCUGGGGAAGCUACAUGUGGUCUCGCCAGUGUGGUGCCUACACAUCAACAUCCAUCCAAGUCAAAGCCUGUCCUGGAGAUUAUUACGUCUAUGAAUUUGUCAAACCCAACAUAUCAGCCCCCAUGCCUACAUACUGUGCAGUUGCUUUCCAAAGCAUCAGUAAUGAUCCCUGCUACAACUAUGAGUCUGUGGAUCGUCCCUGGAGAGCCAACAAUGAAAGUGGAGAUUACAUUUGUGAUGAAUCUUUCUCCUGGAAUGGCUGGUACCGGCUUUUCUACUAUGGAAUGAACAUCCAGAUGCCAGAGACCUGUGUUAAUUCAUUCACCUGUAACACAUACUAUAAUCUGUGGCUCAAUGGUCCUCACCCUCAGAUAGAGGAUGAAAUGGUGACCAGAGAGGUCUGUGCAGGGAAUUAUUGGGGUGGCUGUUGUGAAUUAAAGUCAAACCCCAUCAGAGUGAAAGCAUGUCCAGGCAAUUACUAUGUCUAUGAACUUGUGAAUCCACAAAUCUGGUGUUCAGGAUACUGCACAGAUGUCAGCACCAUUGCACGGCCAAGUUUCACUGUAAGUCCAGACAUAUUUACUGGAUCCAGCAUCACAUUGAAUUAUGACCCAUGCUAUAACUACAACAUACUCGACAACUACUGGAGAAGCACAUUCAAUUACUGGUCUAUGUAUGGAUACGUCUCUGAUCAUGAUGACACUCGUGUUGAAUGGGAUGGCUGGUAUCGACUCUUCAUUAAUGGAUCGAGUGCUCAGAUGCCUGAGUGGUGUUUUUAUUACAUGUCAUGUGGAGGUUUUAGUUCUCUGUAUCUUGGUGGGUCUCAUCCUCAGCUAGAAGAUGGAGUUGUUAUCCGUGAAGUCUACGGCUCUCACCAUGACCAGUGCAGUUCCUACAGAUCUGACCCAAUCCAAGUCAAAGCUUGUCCUGAAAAUUACUAUGUCUACAAAUAAAGACCAACAGUUUCAAUCCCAGCUCCUGUAUAUUGUGCAGUACCUUUCACCGCCCCAAGUGUUGAUCCCUGCUACAACUACACCAGUCUGGAUGAGCCUUGGAGAGCCACAGAUAACCCUUACUAUAGUAACAAUUCCUACUACGUCAAGUGUGAUUAUAAUGUCAACUGGAAUGGCUGGUACAGGCUGUUCUACAAUGGCCAUAGUGUCCAGAUGCCAGAUUCAUGUGUUAAUUAUGGCAUGUGUGGCACUUAUCACCCACUGUGGCUCAGUGGCCCUCACCCACAGCUGGAAGAUGGAGUGGUCACCCGUCACGUCUGUGCUUCCAUAUGGAGUGACUGCUGUGAUUACAAAUCCCACCCUAUAAGAGUCAAAGCCUGUCCAGGAAAUUACUAUGUUUAUGAGUUUGUCAAGCCAAUGUUUUGCUCAGCUUAUUGUGCAGACCCCUGUGCCGAACUCAGCUGCACAGAGGAUGAAUGGUGUGGAGAGAAAAAUGGCGUCUAUGGCUGUUUAUGUAACGAGAACCAGACCAGACCAGAUUCUUUUGAUUUCUCAGAAACCUGUGAAAGCAGCUCUGGCUCCAUGUCUGUGUCUCGCUGUCAGCUCUUUGAGGCUGGUUUUUCAGCUGACGUCUUACAUCUCAAUGAUCCCAGCUGCAAAGGAAUGAUCCGGAAUGGCAGAGUGGAAUUCCAUUUUGACAACAAUGAACACAUCUGUGGAACAAAUCUUGUGGCCAAUGGCACCCACUUCAUCUAUGAUAACUUCAUUCUGGGGAAACCAAAGUCAGAUGGUCUUAUCAGCAGAGAGAAAAUCCUUAAGCUUCCUUUCAGCUGUGUUUAUCCUCAAUCACAAACACUUUCCAUGAAUGUGGAAAUGAAUCCACUGGAGAGCAUUGUGCACAAGACUCUUCCCGCUGGUGAGGGGAGAUAUCAGGUUCGCAUGAUUCCAUAUGAGGAUGAUGAGUUUACCCAGCCCUAUACUGGAAGAGUGGAUGCAGAGCUCGACCAGAAGAUGAAUGUGGAAGUUCGUGUUGAGGGGGUUGACAGCCGCCAGUUUGCCCUGGUGAUUGACGCGUGUUGGGCUACACCUGUGAAUGAUCCUGAUUACAGCCUCCGCUGGGAUCUUAUCGUUACAGAGUGUCCCAGUCCAAAUGACGACACAGUGGAGCUGCUGCAGAACGGCGUCUCGACAUCCAGCCGUUUCUCCUUCAGGAUGUUUAUCUUCACUGCAAACUCAACUAAGGUUUACCUGCACUGUGCUGUUCACCUUUGCCUUCUGUCAAGCAAUCACUGCUUAAAAGACUGUAAUUCUGGACACCAUCAGAGAGAGCGCAGGUCGCUGGACUUCCAUGACAGUGCUUCCAUAUCUAUGGGUCCUCUGAUGUUGUCUGAAGGGAACACAGAUAAGUUGGUUCCAGAACAAGUGAAGACUUUUGUUGUUGUUCUUGUUUUUUCUAAACCAAAUACAUAUACAGCACUAUACAGCACCGAAUCUACAACUUCCAGCGAUGAUCCAUGCUAUAAUUAUACCACUCUUGAUGAAUACUGGAGAGACAUACGGCAAAACCCAUAUCAGUACUAUUAUGACCAUGAUGACACUCAUGUUGAAUGGAGUGGCUGGUAUCGACUGUAUUUGAAUGGAGAAAGUGCCCAGAUGUCUGAGUGGUGUGUGAGUUAUACGGGAUGUGGUGGUUACACUGGACUGUAUCUCAAUGGUUCUCAUCCAACACUUGAGGAUGGAGUGGUGACCCGUGAAGUUUUGGGAAGUUACAUGUGGUCUAACCAGUGUGACAACUACAGAUCCAACUCCAUCCAAGUCAAAGCCUGUCCAGGAGAUUAUUACAUCUAUAAACUUGUCAAACCAGAUCUGUCAAUCUACAUGCCUUCAUACUGUGCAGUUGCUUUCCAAAGCAUCAGCAGUGAUCCCUGCUACAACUAUGAGUCUCUGGAUCGUCCCUGGAGAGCCAACAAUGAAAGUGGAGAUUACAUUUGUGAUGAAUCUUUCUCCUGGAAUGGCUGGUACCGGCUUUUCUACUAUGGAAUGAACAUCCAGAUGCCAGAGACCUGUGUUAAUUCAUACACCUGUAACACAGACUAUAAUCUGUGGCUCAAUGGUCCUCACCCUCAGAUAGAGGAUGGAGUGGUGACCAGAGAGGUCUGUACAGGGUCUUAUUGGAGUGGCUGCUGUUAUUACAAGUCAAAACCCAUCAGAGUGAAAGCAUGUCCAGGCAAUUACUAUGUCUAUGAACUUGUGAAUCCACAAAUCUGGUGUUCAGGAUACUGCACAGAUGUCAGCACAAUUUCACAGGUGGUUUCCACUGUGAGUCCAGAUAUAAUCACUGGAUCCAGCAUCACCUUGAAUUAUGACCCGUGCAAUAACUACAACACCCUCGACAACCACUGGAGAAACACACAGAAUUAUUGGUAUUGGUAUGGCUAUAUAAGACAUGAUGACACUCGUGUAGAAUGGGAUGGCUGGUAUCGACUCUUCAUCAAUGGAUCGAGUGCUCAGAUGCCUGAGUGGUGUUUUUAUUACAUGUCAUGUGGAGGUUAUAGUUCUCUGUGGCUUGGUGGCUCUCAUCCUCAGCUAGAAGAUGGAGUUGUUACCCGUGAAAUUUAUGGCUCUCGCUAUGGCCAGUGCAAUUACUACAGAUCUGAACCAAUCCAAGUCAAAGCUUGUCCUGGAAAUUAUUAUGUCUACAAAUUUACCAGACCAACUCUUUCAAUCCCAGCUCCUGUAUAUUGUGCAGUAUCUUUCACCACCCCAAGCAUUGAUCCCUGCUACAACUACACCAGUCUGGAUGAGCCUUGGAGAGCCACAGAUAACCCUUACUAUAGUAACUAUUACUACUAUGGCAUGUGUGAUUAUAAUGUGGAGUGGAAUGGCUGGUACAGGCUGUUCUACAAUGGUCAAAAUGCUCAGAUGCCAGAAUCAUGUGUUAAUGGAGGCAUGUGUGGCACUUAUUACCCACUGUGGCUCAACGGCCCUCAUCCACAGCUGGAAGAUGGAGUGGUCACCCGUCAGGUCUGUGUCUCCUCAUGGUAUGGCUGCUGUGAUUACACAUCCCAUGUCAUACAAGUCAAAGCCUGUCCAGGAAAUUACUAUGUUUAUGAGUUUGUCAAGCCAAUAGUUUGUGGAGCUUACUGUGCAGAAGCCACAAAUCAGUCCACCACAUCAGUGUCUACAACAACAGAGACAAUCCCAUCUGUAGAAUCCAUUACUCCACCAAUCACAACCACUGCUCCCCCUGUUGACCCCUGCUACAACUACAAUGUCCUGAAUGAUUCAUGGAGAUCCACCAACAAUCAACAUUCCUCUCAAAUAAUGUGUGACACUUGGGUCAGCUGGAACGGCUGGUACCGUCUCUUCAUUCAGGGUCAGAGUGUUCAGAUGCCAGACACAUGUGUUGAUGAGUAUAGUUGUGGCACUCAUGCUCCACUGUGGCUGAACGGAGGACAUCCAACAGUUGAGGAUGGAGUGGUCACUCGAGAUGUCUGCGGUCACUGGAGCAAUAACUGCUGCCAUUUCCAAUCCAAUCCCAUUAAAGUCAAAGCCUGUCCAGGAGAUUAUUACGUCUAUGAGUUUGUGAGUCCAACUACCUGCAGUUUGGCAUACUGUGCAGAUGCAGGGAAGAUAAAUACUGCCUCUUCUACUGUAAUGCCAAAGACAACGACAGUUUAUAGAAAUCCCUGUUCUGAACUUGCCUGCUCUGAGAAUGAAAGGUGUGGGAUGAAAAAUGGUGUUUACGGAUGUUUAUGUAACAACGACCAACCCAAACCACAACCUGACUCUUUUGAUUUCUCAGAAACCUGUGAAAGCAGCUCUGGCUCCAUGUCUUUGUCUCGCUGUCAGCUCUUUGAGGCUGGUUUUUCAGCUGACGUCUUACACCUCAAUGAUCUCAGCUGCAAAGGAACGAUCCAGAAUGGCAGAGUGGAUUUCCAUUUUGAUAACGAUGAACACAUCUGUGGCACAAAUCUUGUGGCCAAUGGCACCCACUUCAUCUAUAGUAACUUUAUUCUGGGGACACGGAGGUCAGAAGGUCUCAUCAGCAGAGAGAAAAUCCUUAAGCUUUCUUUCAGCUGUGUUUAUCCUCAAACACAAACACUUUCCAUGAAUGUGGAAAUCAACCCACUGGAGAGCAUUGUGCACAGGACUCUUCCCGCUGGUGAAGGGAGAUAUCAGGUUCGGAUGAUUCCAUAUGAGGAUGAUGAGUUUACCCGGCCCUUCACUGGUAAAGUGGAUGCAGAGCUCAACCAGAAGAUGAAUGUGGAAGUUCAUGUUGAGGGGGUUGACAACCGCCAGUUUGCCCUGGUGAUGGACACGUGUUGGGCUACACCUGUGAAUGAUCCCGAUUACAGUCUCCGCUGGGAUCUCAUCAUUAAUGAGUGUCCCAAUCCAAAUGACGACACAGUGAAGCUGCUGCAGAACGGCGUCUCGACAUCCAGUCGUUUCUCCUUCAGGAUGUUUAUCUUCACUGCAAACAACACUAAACUUUACCUGCACUGUGCUGUUCACCUUUGCCUUCUGUCGAGCAAUCGCUGCUCAUUAGACUGUAACUCUGAACACUACUGGAGAGAGCGCAGGUCUCUGGACUUCCACGACAGUGCUUCCAUAUCUGUGGGUCCUCUGGUGUUGUCUGAAGGGAACACAGAUAAGUCAGUCCCAGAGCAAGUGAAGGUAUCUGAGGCUUCUUGUUUGUGUGCUUCGCUGAUGCUGUUACUUGUUCCUCUGAUGAGUGUCCUGACCCUCUUUUAUGGUCCUCACCCUCACAUAGAGGAUGGAGUGGUGACCAGAGAGGUCUGUACAGGGUCUUAUUGGGGUGGCUGCUGUUACUUCAAGUCAAACCCCAUCAGAGUGAAAGCAUGUUCAGACAAUUACUAUGUCUAUGAACUUGUGAAACCAGAAAUCUGGUGUUCAGGAUACUGCACAGCCGUUUCUCCUUCAGGAUGUUUAUCUUCACUGCAAACUCCACUAAGCUUUACCUGCACUGUGCUGUUCACAUUUGCCUUCUGUCAAGCAAUCACUGCUCACUGGAUUGUAAUUCUGGACACCAUCAGAGAGAGCGCAGGUCUCUCCAUGACAGUGCUUCCAUAUCUAUGGGUCCACUGGUGUUGUCUGAUGGGAACACAGGAGGUGCCUUUUGUCACAAUGAGGUUUCUGAUCUCACUGUGUGUGACACUACUGCUGCUGAUUAUUGAAUCUACAACUUCCAGAUCUGAUCCAUGCUAUAAUUAUAACACUCUUGAUGAAUACUGGAGAGACAUACGGCAAAGCCCAUAUCAGUACUCUGGAUAUGAUGACACCCUUGUUGAAUGGAGUGGCUGGUAUCGGCUGUAUUUGAAUGGAGAAAGUGCCCAGAUGUCUGAGUGGUGUGUGAGUUAUACGGGAUGUGGUGGUUACACUGGACUGUAUCUCAACGGUUCUCAUCCAACAACUGAGGAUGGAGUGGUGACCCGUGAAGUUGUGGGAACUACUUCACAGUGGUGGUGGUGGUGGGCGUCUUCCUCUCAGUGUGGUGCCUACACUUCCACCUCCAUCCAAGUCAAAGCCUGUCCAGGAGAUUAUUAUGUCUAUGAAUUUGUCAAACCCAACAUUUCAGCGCCUGGGCCAACAUACUGUGCAGUUGCUUUCCAAAGCAUCAGCAGUGAUCCCUGCUACAACUAUGAAUCUCUGGAUCGUCCCUGGAGAGCUAACAAUGAAAGUGGAGAUUACGUUUGUGAUGAAUAUUUCUCCUGGAAUGGCUGGUACCGGCUUUUCUACUAUGGAAUGAACAUCCAGAUGCCAGAGACCUGUGUUAAUUCAUACACCUGUAACACAGACUUGAAUCUGUGGCUCAAUGGUCCUCACCCUCAGAUAGAGGAUGGAGUGGUGACCAGAGAGGUCUGUGGAGGGUCUUAUUGGAGCAGCUGUUGUAAUUACAAGACAAACCCCAUCAGAGUGAAAGCAUGUCCAGGCAAUUACUAUGUCUAUGAACUUGUGAAUCCACAAAUUGGGUGUUCAGGAUACUGUACAGAUGUCAGCACCGUUUCACAUGCAGCUUCCACUGUAAGUCCACAUAUAUUCACUGGAUCCAGCAUCACCUUGAAUUAUGAUCCGUGCAGUAACUACAACAUACUCGACAACUACUGGAGAAACACAUUCAAUUACUGGAGUUGGUAUGGCUAUAUAAAUGGACAUGAUGACACUCUUGUAGAAUGGGAUGGCUGGUAUCGACUCUUCAUCAAUGAAUCGAGUGCUCAGAUGCCUGAGUGGUGUUUUUAUUACAUGUCAUGUGGAGGUUAUAGUUCUCUGUGGCUUGGUGGCUCUCAUCCUCAGCUAGAAGAUGGAGUUGUUACCCGUAAAAUUUAUGGCUCUCACUAUGAUCAGUGCAGUCGCUACAGUUCUGAACCAAUCCAAGUCAAAGCUUGUCCUGGAGAUUAUUAUGUCUACAAAUUUACCAGACCAACAGUUUCAAUCCCAGCUCCUGUAUAUUGUGCAGUACCUUUCUCCACACCAAGUGUUGAUCCCUGCUACAACUACACCAGCCUGGAUGAGCCUUGGAGAGCCACUGACAACUAUUACUACAAUAACAAUUACUACUAUGGCAUGUGCGAUUAUAAUGUGCAGUGGAAUGGCUGGUACAGGCUGUUCUACAAUGGCCAAAAUGCCCAGAUGCCAGAAUCAUGUGUUAAUUAUGGCAUGUGUGGCACUUAUUACCCACUGUCGCUCAAUGAAUCUCAUCCACAGCUGGAAGAUGGAGUGGUCACCCGUCAGGUCUGUGUUGGCAUAUGGAGUGACUGCUGUACUUACACAUCCCACCCUAUACAAGUCAAAGCCUGUCCAGGAAAUUACUAUGUUUAUAAGUUUGUCAAGCCAAUGUUUUGCUCAGCUUAUUGUGUAGAAAACCCAAAUCAGUCCAACACAUCAGUGUCUACCACAACAGAGACAAUCCCAUCCACUGAAUCCUUUACUCCACCAACAACAACCACUGAUCCACCUGUUGACCCCUGCUACAACUACAAUGUCCUGGACGACUCAUGGAGAUCCACCAACAAUCAACAUUCCUCUCAAAUAAUGUGUGACACUUGGGUCAGCUGGAACGGGUGGUACCGUCUCUUCAUUCAGGGUCAGAGUGUUCAGAUGCCAGACACAUGUGUUGAUGAGUAUAGUUGUGGCACUCAUGCUCCACUGUGGCUGAACGGAGGACAUCCAACAGUUGAGGAUGGAGUGGUCACUCGAGAUGUCUGCGGUCACUGGAGCAAUAACUGCUGCCUUUUCCAGUCCAAUCCCAUUAGAGUCAAAGCCUGUCCAGGAGAUUAUUAUGUCUAUGAGUUUGUGAGUCCAACUGCCUGCAGUUUGGCAUACUGUGCAGAUGCAAGCAACAUAAACACUACCUCUACGACUUUCACACCAGAGACAACCACAUUCGAAACUACAACAAUGGACAUUAUGACUGUCAGAAGCAUCAAUAUUACAGGGCCAUUUUAUCCCUUUGGAACUGGAGACACAGUGAAUGAACGCAGUGAUGAUGGGAGUUCAUUAGUUAUAUACCUCCAGCAGCCGUUCAUAUUUUUUGGACAAACAUACAACACAAUUUAUGUCAACAACAAUGGACACUUGACUUUUGAUGGAGCAUGGGGCAGCUUCACUCCAUACCAGUUCCCAGCCUAUAGUGGGAAAGACCUCAUUGCUCCAUUCUGGACAGAUAUUGACAACCGUUGGAAUGGUGUCAUCUCAUAUCAACAGUACACCUCUGGCAGUGUCCUUACACAGGCAACCCAAGACAUAAACCAGUACUUCCCUGACUUGAGUUUCUCUGCUUCAUGGGUCUUUGUUGCAACAUGGGAUAGAGUUGCAUACUACUACAAUUCAGGAACAGAAACAUCUUUCCAAGUGGUUUUGGUUUCAAAUGGACAUCGCUCAUAUGUUUUAAUGAACUAUGGUGCAAUUGCACCAACAAAUCGAUAUAUACAGGUAUGCACAAGAUAUGAUUUGAUAGAAUGUAUAAAACAGGUUUUAUUGGAUAAUCCUUUUGAAGUGAUUGCACCCUCAUUUGUCACAUACAGCAGCAAUGUCAAUGUGCCAGGCAGAUGGGCCUUCAGAACAGAUCAUGGAUCACGGGGUUGUCAUUUUAAUGGUGUUCCAGUGCAGCUUGGAGACUCUUUCUGGAGCGAUGCAGCCUGCCAGCAAAGAUGCACCUGCACCAGCAGCGGCCUCCAGUGUAGCCACGAGCCCUGCAGUUACUCCCAAGCCUGCCGUCCAGCUACCUUCCAGUACUCUUGCCAGAACAUUCAGCGGCAAACCUGUACCAUCUCUGGUGAUCCGCACUACUACACCUUUGACUAUCAGGUUUUUCACUUUCAAGGGACCUGCACAUAUGUUCUAUCUGAGGCUUGUGGCAUUGGUUUGCCAUACUAUCGCAUUGAGGGCAAAAAUGAGCAUCGGGGCAGCACCCAUGUGUCAUGGACACGGAUGGUCAGAGUGUUUGUCUAUGAUGAAGUAAUUGAACUGGUCAAGGAUCACUCUUAUGAAGCGAGGGUCAAUGGAAGCUUUGCAGCAACACCAUUCACCCUUCGCAAUGGCUCCAUCCAGGUCUAUCAGUCAGGUUUUUCUUUGGCCAUCAGCACAGACUUUGGUCUGCUUGUUACAUAUGAUGCAUACAGCUAUGUCAGCAUCUCUGUACCUUAUGACUAUUUUAAUGCCACCUGCGGUCUGUGUGGAAACUUUAACCUGCAUCCUGAAGAUGAUUACCGUUCACCCAGUGGGGAGAUCUUGAGCUCAGAUGUGGACUUUGCCAACAGUUGGAAAGUAGAAAGUGACACAGAUCCUGAAUGUCAUAAUGUCAGGUGCACAGGUCUGGCUUGUGCUGUUUGUACCACAGAUGAAAUGACUUUGUACAGUGACAGCAACCACUGUGGAAUCCUAGAAGAUAUUUUUGGCCCUUUUGCCGCUUGCCACUCUGUGCAUGCACCACAGACCUACAUAGAGAACUGUGUGUAUGACCUUUGCUUGGGAGGAGGGUACCAGCCCAUUCUGUGCCAGGCUCUCAAUGUGUAUGCUACUCAGUGCCAACAGCAAGGUGUACAACUUGGUCAGUGGAGACAGCCAGGCUUUUGUGAAAUUCAAUGCCCUGAACACAGUCAUUUUGAGCCUCAAGGAACAGGCUGUCCUGCGACUUGCAGUAAUCCAUGCCCAAUGAACUGUCCCUUGCCCAGUCAGGAAAGCUGUAUCUGUGAUCCUGGGUACAUCCUGAGUGCUGGAGAGUGUGUGCCUGAAGCAAACUGUGGCUGCAUCUUCGAGGGCUUCUAUUACGCUGAGGGACAGUCAGUGGUGUUGGAUGGUGACUGUGGGAGACGAUGUGAGUGCAGCAGCAUGUUGAUGACCUGCCAUCAGCACCAUUGUGGUCCAGCAGAGGUGUGUGGAGUCCAUGAUGGUGUAAGAGGCUGCAGACCCAUCAGCUAUGCUACCUGCUCAGUUGAAGACCUCGGGUCAUAUCACACCUUUGAUGGACUAAGUUUCAGAUACCCUGGAGCAUGUGGACUGACCCUUGCUAGGGUGAUGGGGUCAUCCCCACUACCACAUUUUGUGUUGACAGUGGAGAAAGUACCCAGAGGCCUUCAAGACUUUUCCAGGUUCCUGAAGUUUGAGGCAGAAGGAAUUCAGGUCUCCAUUGAAAUGGGAGAGGGCAGCAAUGUAAAGGUGGAUGGACAGAUGGUUGGUCUGCCUGUCAGUGUUGGCUCUGGUCAAAUCCGCAUUUAUCACAGUGGUGUGAGGGGUUUUGUUUUAGAAACAACCUUUGGGGUGACUGUGAGAGCUGACUGGCCACACAUUGUCCGAAUAACAGCACCAGGCACGUACAGCGGUACACUUGGAGGUCUGUGUGGGAACUUGAAUGGAGACAUUUCUGAUGAGUUUUACACCCCAGAUGGUGUCCUGUUGAAUGACACACAGCUGUUUGCAGACAGCUGGCGUGAUGGUUCCCUAUCAGCUCACUGUGUGGACCCACUUGACAGCUGGGAACCAGGACAUUAUCAGAACAGCAGCCAGUUCAUUGAACAUUGUAGUAUCAUGGCCAAGCAUGAUGGACCAUUUGCUGAGUGCAGCAGAGCAAUAGAUCCUCAGCAGCGAAUCAUAGAUUGUGUUCAGCUGCUGGAGCAGACACAAGGUGCCAAAGAGGCUUUAUGUGAGGCACUGCGAGGUUACACACUGCUUUGCCAACAGAAUGGCAUUGCAGUAGAAGAGUGGAGGAGUGCCACCCACUGUGAUCCCAACUGUCCAGCAAAUACCCAUUAUGAAGUAUGUGGCACAUCCUGCCCUGCAUCCUGCCCCAGCCUCUCAUUUCCAUUUCAGUGCACAUUGCAGUGCCAGGAGGGAUGCCAGUGUAAUGACGGAAAUGUAUUAAAUGGAGAUCGUUGUGUGCCCCCCACGGGUUGUGGUUGCUACCACUCUGGGCGUUAUCGACAGGCUGGAGAGAGGUUCUGGCACGGUGAAGAGUGCCAGUUCUUGUGUGUUUGUGAUGGAAUCACGGGAAAUGUUCAUUGCACACCAUCUUCUUGCAGCGAGGAGGAGGUCUGCCAUGUGUUGGAUGGCGAGUACGGCUGCCACCCUCGGCCACGCGCUAGUUGCUCUGCCUCAGGAGACCCCCACUACAAGUCUUUUGACGGAACCUACUUUGAUUUCCAGGGAACAUGUCGCUAUGUGCUAGCCACAGUAUGCAAUGACAGUACUGGGCUUCCACACUUCCAGGUGGAUGCAAGGAAUGAGCCAUGGCAUGGACUCCCAGUGUCAAUUACUGUAGAAGUUUUUGUCAAUGUCUCUGGGCAUCUUGUGCACAUGUCACAAGACAUGAAUGGUCACUCUACUGUUGAGAUUGAUGGAGAGACCAGAAACCUCCCUCUCCUACUUGAUUCUGGCCGGGUGUCUGUAUACUCCAGCGCACAGUACAUAUUUGUGUCAACUGACUUUGGUUUCAGUGUGAGUUACGGUGGUUCCUGGACAUUGAACAUCAUCGUACCAGCAGAAUACAGUGGGGCUACAUGUGGCAUCUGUGGCAACUUCAACGGCCAGAGUAAUGAUGACUUCAUGACUCCUUCAGGUGAUCUGGUGCGCUCAGCAGACCAGUUUGGGGCAAGUUGGAAAGUUGAGGAUGAGCUGCCAUGCAAUGAUGGGUGUGGAAACAAUUGCCCUCUGUGCCAGGAUCAGACAACUGCCCGUUCCCUGUGUGAAAUCAUCAGGUCCAGUGAGGGCCCCUUUAGUUUCUGCCAUGUUUAUGUUGAUCCUCAAGCCUACUUUGAUGACUGUGUGUUUGACGUGUGCCUUUCUGGAAACCUUAAUGAUGUCCUGUGUCGCUCGAUCCAAACAUAUGUGAGUGCCUGUCAAUCUAACAAUGCCGUUAUCUACCCUUGGAGAGAAAUCAUAACCUGCCCAGAGAACAGCCACUAUGAGUUGUGUGGCACAGACUGUGGUCAUACUUGUGCCAGCAGCAUUGAUGCUAGUUGUGAACACACAUGCUCAGAGGGAUGUUUCUGUGAUGAUGGAUUGGUGAGGAGUGGAGGACUCUGUGUACCAGUGGAGCAAUGUGGCUGCUUGUAUGAUGGAUUCUAUUUUUAGAUUGGUGAACAGUUCUGGGAUUCAACAUGUUCUCAACGCUGUCAGUGUUUUGCUCCAAAUGAUCUACGCUGCUCUGCAUCUUCCUGCCCACCAGCCAUGGAGUGUCAGAGGCUCAAAAAUGGACAUCGUGACUGCACUAUAGUGCCAAUGUCCAGUUGCACAAUCAGGAGUCAAUAAUGACCCCACUACAUCACCUUUGAUGGAGCUGUGGCCCACUUUCAGGGAACAUGUUCGUAUGAGAUUGCCCAAACCUGUGGCAAUGUUACAGACAGUGAUCUGGAGUUCCGUGUGGUGGCCACCAACAGGCACCGUGGGAACAUGGUGGUAUCAUUUGUGUCUGCAGUGGAUGUUUGGUUGUCUCAGCACGGACAACAGACUCACAUCACUAUUGGGCAGAACAGGAGAGUUAAAGUUGAUGGAAAUGCCAUUGACACAGCAGCAUAUCACAACAAUGAUCUUGUAGAGAUACAUGAGGAGCAGGGAUUCAUAAUUCUAAAUGCUUUCAAUGAAUUCAUUGUCCAUUUUGAUGGACAUAGCAGCCUUCUUGUCAGAGUGAGCGAAAGAUUCUAUGGAUCUCUAUGUGGAAUGUGUGGAAAUUUCAACGGUAAUCCUGCAGAUGACAAAGUGCUGCGCAGUGGAGACCCCGCUCCUGAUGACGAUUCCUUUGGCCACAGCUGGAAAUCAGACACCAGCAUUUCAGGCUGUGGUGCCAAAGACCGGACUGGUAAUAUUGAUGAGUGUCCAUCCAGACAGAGAUAUUCUGAUCUCUGUAGUAUUAUCACCAACACCACCGGCCCCUUCCAGAACUGCCAUCUUCAUGUUGACCCUGCACCUUACUACUACUCUUGUGUGUAUGAUCUGUGUCUGUACACACGUGCAAAUGGCAUGUUAUGUUCAGCUGUUGAGGCCUAUCAGACAGCUUGUGUCACCUUGGAUGUACAGAUCCUAGAAUGGCGCUCGGGUCUGCGGUGUGAUGUGAGAGAUCGCUGUUCUGAACUCAGCUGCUCUGAGGAUGAAUGGUGUGGAAAGAAAAAUGGUGUUUAUGGUUGUUUGUGUAACGACGACCUACCCAGACCACAACCUGACUCUUUUGAUUUCUCAGAAACCUGUGAAAGCAGCUCUGGCUCCAUGUCUGUGUCUCGCUGUCAGCUCUUUGAGGCUGGUUUUCCAGCUGACGUCUUACACCUCAAUGAUCCCAGCUGCAAAGGAAUGAUCCGGAAUGGCAGAGUGGAUUUCCAUUUUGAUAACGAUGAACACAUCUGUGGUACAAACCUUUUGGCCAACGGCACCCACUUCAUCUAUAGUAACUUUAUUCUGGGAACACCGAGGUCAGAAGGUCUCAUCAGCAGAGAGAAAAUCCUUAAGCUUUCUUUCAGCUGUGUUUAUCCUCAAUCACAAACACUUUCCAUGCAUGCGGAAAUCAACCCACUAGAGAGCGUUGUGCACAAGACACUUCCCGCUGGUGAAGGGAGAUAUCAGGUUCGGAUGAUUCCAUAUGAGGAUGAUGAGUUUACCCGGCCCUUCACUGGUAAAGUGGAUGCAGAACUCAACCAGAAGAUGAAUGUGGAAGUUCGUGUUGAGGGGGUUGACAGCCGCCAGUUUGCCCUAGUGAUGGACACGUGUUGGGCUACACCUGUGAAUGAUCCUGAUUACAGUCUCCGCUGGGAUCUCAUCAUUAAUGAGUGUCCCAAUCCAAAUGACGACACAGUGGAGUUGCUGCAGAACGGCGUCUCGACGUCCAGCCGUUUCUCCUUCAGGAUGUUUAUCUUCACUGCAAACUCCACCAAGCUUUACCUACACUGUGCUGUUCACCUUUGCCUUCUGUCGAGCAAUCACUGCUCACUGGACUGUAACUCUGAACAUCACUGGAGAGGGCGCAGGUCUCUGGAAUUCCAUGACAGUGCUUCCAUAUCUAUGGGUCCUCUGAUGUUGUCUGAUGGGAACACAGAUAAGUGGGUUCCAGAGCAAGUGAAGGUAUCUGAGGCUUCUUGUCUGUGUGCUUCUCUGAUGCUGUUACUUGUUCCACUGAUGAGUGUCCUGACCCUCUUUUAGUUUAUUUCCACAAAAAAUGGGCAACUUUUUUUUUUUUUUUUUUAUGCAUAUUGUCUAUUAAUGUGUAACUGAUGCUGCAUUUGUUGUGGGUUUUUUCAUUAGUGUGUUUUUUUGUGUCAUAAAUAAUGUUUUAACCCUUUACCUUUGUUAUUAUAUACUACAUUAAUUCUGUUUUACUUGAAAGGAUGUUCUGCAACAGCAAACAGAAUCAGAUUUGCAUUAAUACAAAUAAUGCAAAAACAAUAUAGUAAUUUCUGUUCUGCAGUUCCUUUUCAAACUGUAAUAAUAGCUGAAGAAAAGGCUUUUAUAAGGCUGAUUUAUAUGAAUAUUAUGAUUUCUGGCAUUUAUUAUGGGGCAUAAAUUAUAGGGCUAUUACAAUUCAGUGUGAAUGACCCAGAAGGUAAAUAAGAAAAAAAGUAAAAUAAAUAAAUAAAUGGUUAAGCAA
Messenger RNA from Labeo rohita (rohu), 15493 nucleotides. RefSeq lists its product as uncharacterized. Gene Ontology annotation, biological process: cell-matrix adhesion. NCBI's taxonomy places the organism in Eukaryota, Metazoa, Chordata, Actinopteri, Cypriniformes, Cyprinidae. Gene Ontology annotation, molecular function: protein binding. The record is from RefSeq and is a predicted model, not a curated record.